Molecule: messenger RNA, 1701 nt
Organism: Phanerochaete carnosa HHB-10118-sp
Lineage: Eukaryota; Fungi; Basidiomycota; Agaricomycetes; Polyporales; Phanerochaetaceae
Exons: 7
Coding region: 1-1701 (566 amino acids)
Biological process (GO): fatty acid beta-oxidation using acyl-CoA oxidase; lipid homeostasis
Cellular component (GO): peroxisome
Molecular function (GO): acyl-CoA oxidase activity; fatty acid binding; FAD binding
Source: RefSeq, a predicted model, not a curated record
AUGAUGACGGAAUUUGUAACACGAGAUCUGCCCACCUCUCCGCUCUAUGGACUUGUUUCGGAGCAUCUCUCUGUUGCGGAACGCAUCGAUCUGUCUCACAAACGUGCAACAGCCGUGGGCAUACGGUAUGCACUCUCACCCGAAGAUGUCCUCAGACCUUCAAAGAAAUUUUGGGACAUGUAUAUGGACCCCAUAGUCACGCUCGACGGCGGUGCAGUCGCUCUCUUUUGCAUACAAUUAAACCUCGCAGCCGGGACUCUUGCGCCCUUCACGCAGAAAAGGCCCGAUCUUCUCCCUCUUCUGAAUGACAUGCUUGAGUUCCGAGUUUCAGCACAGUUUUUGUUGACCGAGGUUGCACACGGCCUGGAUGCCUUCAAUCUAGAGACGACGGCGACUAUGAAGGAUGACGGGAGCUUCGAUUUACAUACUCCCAAUGAAGGUGCUGCGAAAUACAUGCCUCCUACACUUCCAUUCGGUGGCGUCCCGCGCGUAGGCCUUGUCAUGGCUAGACUGAUAGUCGGUGGAAUCGACAAAGGGGUUCGUCCUUUUGUAGUCGCACUGAACGAUGGGAAAGAAAUGUGCACAGGGAUAAUGGCUCGAGAGCUUCCGACCAGGAGCGGUUCCAAAGCCAUCGGCCAUGCACUCACAUACUUUGAUCAUGUUAUACUUCCGCCCUCAGCACUCCUUGGGGAAAUAGACCUGAAGGAACAUCCUCGAAAUUUCUUCCUCAAGACCCUCUGGAGAGUGAGCAUAGGCUCACUCAGUCUCUCUGCGACGGUGGUGCCCGGACUGAAAAUCGCAGCAUUCAUCGCGGCCAAGUACAGCGCUGGACGAUGCGUCGCCGGACCUACCGGGAGUCCCAUCUCACUCAUCUCGUUCAGGACACAGCAGCUGCCCAUUUUGCAUUCUCUGGCCCAAGGCUUUGCGCUUGAGGCCCUCUACAGGCGUGCGACGGCCUGGGUCUCUGCGAUGACACCAGUUGAAGAUAUCAACCUCCGAAAUGCUAUAUGCGCUAUAGUGAAGGCGACGAUGAUAGGACACUGGCGGAGGACAGGGGUGACUGUCGCGGAUCGCUGCGGCGCACAGGGUACAUUUGACUACAACCAGCUCAUGCCCAUGGAGAUGGAACUUCGCGGUGUUGCCAUCUCCGAGGGCGACGUACUCGUCCUAUGUCUUCGACUGGCUCCCGAACUCCUCCUGGGCCGGUACACUGUCCCGCCAAGCCAGGAUAAGAACUCCCGGCUCGCCAUCCACGAGCAGCGAUUAUUUGACGAGAUGAAAGCGAUUUUGGUGGACGCGCGGGGAAAGCACCGCGGGGCGCUUGCGAACGAGCUCCUUCUCCCACGCUGCCUGCCACUCGUCGAAGCCAUCGGGCACCGCAUGGCAUUCGAGGCCGCGAAAGACGCGGCUGUUCCUGCACCGCUCGUGCGCCUCUACGAGCUCGGCGUCGUCGGUGCGGACCUCGCGGCCUACGUCGAGUACGGCCUCACCAGUAGGCGCGCGUUCGCGGAGGAGGAGGCGCGUGCGUUAUCCGAAGUGUACCGUGACCUCGACAGCUACCUGCAGGCGUCUGGUGUCGAGCGGUACGCUGUAGGGGCGAUCGCAUCACAGAAGGCGUGGGACGCGUUCGUUAAGUCUCUAGACAUCUACAGCGGUAACUCUUCGUAUACGCCUUUCGCCGAAACCAGAGCCCGUCUGUGA